UACGGGAAAAAAGUAUGAAGAGAUAGCCUGUAUCUAUGCAGCUGCUACCCAUAAGGUGGUGGGGCUGCGUUUAGAAGGAAGGGAGGCAAGUCCAGUGAGCUACACAGUGCGCUACAGAGGUUUGGGCGUGAGGCGUUUCCGACAUGUUUGCGGAAGUGAAGUCAGAGAACACGGUUUGUUUUUGAAUUUAAUGGCGGCAAGAAGAACAUAAGGUGUAUCUAACUGGGCUUCAGGCUGUGCCUUUUGUUACUACAAGAUCUUCCAGAAGGUCUACCCGGCAGUUUUUGGAACCACUGAUGUUCCUCGCCUUUGAGAGAUGCUGAAAUUCAAGUUUGGAAGCCGCAGUGCUGCGGAUGCUAUUUCUUCUGACCCCAUUACCAGCAGGGCAGCACGGCUUAACAACUUUUUUUCAGGGAAAGUCAUCAUGCCAGUUUCCUUUUCAACAACAAUUAAAUGUCCUGAGUCGAGAGGGUCUUUUAGAUUCGUUAUUUGCUCUUUAUGAAGAAUGCUGCAAUCCUGCAUUGAUGAAGAUUAAACAUGUAUCCAGCUUUGUAAAAAAGUACUCUGACACUGUUGCAGAGUUACGAGAGCUACAACCCAGUGUAAAAGACUUUGAAAUCAAGAAUGUUGUUGGACGUGGUCAUUUUGCAGAGGUGCAUGUAGUUAAGGAGAGAGUGACGGGAGACAUCUAUGCUAUGAAAGUGAUGAAGAAGAAAGCACUCCUUGCACAAGAUCAGGUUUCUUUUUUUGAAGAAGAGAGAAAUAUAUUAAGCCAUCAUAACAGUCCUUGGAUUCCUCAAUUGCAUUAUGCCUUUCAAGACAAAGAACAUUUGUAUUUGGUUAUGCAAUACCAGCCAGGAGGAGACUUGUUUGCACUCAUGAAUCGCUAUGAUGAACAGUUUGAUGAAAACAUGGCCCAGUUUUAUCUAGCAGAAUUAGUUCUUGCAAUUCAAAGUGUUCAUCAAAUGGGUUAUGUGCAUAGAGAUAUUAAACCUGAAAACAUCCUUAUCGACCGCACUGGACACAUUAAGCUUGUUGACUUCGGAUCAGCUGCAAAGCUUACAGCAAACAAGACCGUGAAUGCAAAGCUUCCGGUUGGUACUCCAGAUUACAUGGCUCCAGAAGUUCUCAUGGUUAUGAAUGGAGAUGGCAAAUCAGCAUAUGGUCCCGAAUGUGACUGGUGGUCUUUAGGUAUUAUUGCCUAUGAAAUGAUGUAUGGAAAAUCACCCUUCACAGAAGGGACUUCAACAAAAACAUUCAAUAACAUCAUGAAUUUUCAGCGGUUUUUAAAGUUCCCAGAAGAGCCGAAACUUAGCAGUAAUUUUCUUGAUCUGAUUCAGUCGUUGAUCUGUGGCCAAAAAGAGAGGCUGAAAUAUGAAGAUCUUUGCUGUCAUCCAUUUUUUUCUAAAACAGACUGGGAUAACUUACGAAACACUCCUCCUCCGUUCGUUCCUACCUUAAAGUCUGAUGAUGACACCUCAAAUUUUGAUGAACCGGAGAAGAAUUUGCGGAUUUUACCUUCUUCAUGCAAGCUGAAUUCUGCAGGUUUCUCGGGUGACGAUUUGCCAUUUGUGGGGUUCUCAUUCAUAAAGGCUCUGGGCUUGCUUAAUAAAUCUGAGUCCAUUGCAUCUGGUCUGGACUCUCCAGCCAAGGUGAGCUCCAUGGAGAAGAAGUUAUUUCUCAAGAGUAAAGAACUUCAGGACACACAGGACAAAUGCCACAAGAUGGAGCAAGAAAUGACGCGACUCCAUCGACGGGUUUCUGAAGUGGAGGCUGUUCUCAGUCAAAAGGAAGUUGAGCUGAAAUCAUCUGAAACUCAGAGAUCUCUUCUGGAACAGGACUUGGCAACCUACAUAACAGAAUGCAGCAGUUUAAAGCGCAGUCUGGAGCAGGCCCGAAUGGAAGUUUCCCAGGAGGAUGACAAGGCCCUCCAACUUUUGAAUGAUAUCCGUGAACAGAGCAGAAAGCUUCAGGAUAUAAAGGAACAGGAGUUUCAAGCUCAGUUAGAGGAGAUGAAGAUGAUGAUGCAUCAGUUGGAAGAAGAUCUUUCAGCUGCACGGAAACGAAGCGAUCUGUAUGAAACAGAACUGCGAGACUCCAGAAUAGCUGCAGAAGAAUUUAAACGAAAAGCAGUAGAGAGUCAACAAAAGCUUCAAAAGGCUAAAGAUCAUGGCAAAGGUGAAGCUGGAGAACUGCAUACUAAGCUAGAAAAGGUCAAUGCUGACCAACAGAACAAAAUUCAAGAGUUGCAGGAAAAACUGGCAAAGGCUGUGAAAGCUAGUUCAGAAGCUACAGAAUUACUCCAAAACAUCCGCCAAGCAAAAGAGAGAGCAGAGAAAGAGCUUGAGAAACUCAAGAACCGAGAUGAUUCAAAUGAUGCAAUAAAGAAAAAACUGAAUGAUGCUGAGGAAAGACGUCAUUCCUUAGAAAACCAAGUAAGAAGACUGGAGACAGUAGAACGUAGGGAAAACAAACUGAAGGAAGAUAUUCAAACAAAAUCACAACAAAUCCAGCAAAUGGCUGAAAAGAUUAUGGAACUUGAAGAAAAAUAUAGAGAGGCCCAGGUGGGAGCACAGCAUUUAGAAGUUCAUCUAAAACAGAAUGAACAAGUCUAUGAAGGAAAAGUCAGGAAUCUUGAAACUGAAAUGAAAAAAGACCUUGCUGAGAAAGAAGCUCUUGAGUUAUAUCGUAUAAAAAAUGAAGAAGAUAUUUGUGAGAAAAACAGAAUCCUUAGUGAACAAAAAGCAAUGAUAAAUGCUCUGGAAUCAAAGAUCAUGUCCUUGGAACAAAGGUUAGCAGAAUUGUCUGAAGCUAAUAAACUGGCAGCUAAUAGCAGUCUUUUUACACAAAGAAACAUGAAAGCCCAAGAGGAGAUGAUUUCAGAACUUAGGCAGCAAAAGUUCUACCUGGAAACACAGGCGGGAAAGAUAGAGGCACAGAAUCAGAAACUGGAGGAACAGCUAGAGAGAAUAAAUAACCAGGAGCACACUGACAAAAACCGUCUUAUAGAACUGGAGACAAGACUGCGAGAGAUAAGUUUGGAGCACGAAGAGCAGAAGCUGGAGCUAAAGAGACAACUAACAGAAAUGCAGCUAACAUUACAGGAAAGAGAAUCCCAGAUCUCUAGUUUGCAGUCUGCACGUUCUGCAUUAGAGAGUCAACUUCAUCAAGCAAAAACAGAACUGGAAGAUACAACUGCUGAGGCUGAGGAAGAGAUUCAGGUUUUAAGGUCUCACAGAGAUGAGAUCCAGCGUAAAUUUGAUACUUUGCGUGACAGUUGUACGGUCCUUACAGAGCUAGAAGAUCAGCUUAAUCGUAUCAGUCAAGAAAAUGCGGAUUUGAACAAUCAGAACUUUUAUUUGUCAAAGCAACUUAGUGAGGUUUCAGGAGCCAGUGAUGAAAUUGUACAACUGCGAAGUGAAGUGGAUCAUCUCAGAAGAGAAAUCACAGAAAGAGAGAUGCAACUUACAAGUCAGAAGCAGACCAUGGAGGCCCUGAAAACCACAUGCACCAUGCUAGAGGAACAAGUGUUGGAUCUUGAAGCAUUGAAUGAUGAGUUGUUAGAGAAGGAACGUCAGUGGGAGAACUGGCGUAGUUCAUUAGAAGAUGAGAAAACUCAAUUUGAAUGCAGACUUCGAGAGGUACAGAGAUUGCUGGAUACCGAAAAACAGACCAGAGUACGAUCUGACCAGCGAACUACAGAAUCACGCCAGAUGGUGGAGUUGGCAGCCAAGGAACACAAGGCUGAAAUAUUAGCUCUGCAGCAGGCAUUGAAAGAUCAGAAGCUUAAGACAGAAAGUCUUUCAGAUAAGCCUGCCUGUAUUUUGAAUCAGCUGAAUGAUUUGGAAAAGAAGCACACUAUGCUGGAAAUGAAUGCACGCAGUUUGCAACAGAAACUGGAGACUGAAAGAGAACUAAAGCAACGGCUUUUAGAAGAGCAGGCUAAGUUGCAACAGCAGAUGGAUCUGCAAAAGAAUCACAUCUUCCGCCUAACUCAAGGACUUCAGGAGGCACUGGAUCGAGCUGAUCUGCUUAAAACAGAGAGAAGUGAUUUGGAGUAUCAGCUGGAAAACAUGCAGGCACUUUUUUCUCAUGAAAAAGUAAAGAUGGAAGGCACCAUUUCCCAACAAACAAAACUUAUUGACUUCUUACAAGCAAAAAUGGAUCAACCAUUUAAGAAGAAAAAGGUACAAAAUGGUUUGUUCAGUAGACGCAGAGAUGAUCCCAAUCAAACCUCACAAGUUCCGUUACAGUAUAAUGAGCUAAAGGUAGCUCUUGAAAAGGAAAAGGCUAGAACUGCAGAAUUAGAAGAGGCUCUUCAAAAAACACGAAUUGAACUCCGCUCUGCAAGAGAGGAAGCUGCUCACCUAAAGGUGUCAGAUCACCCUAUUCCUUCUACACCUGGUACAGCAAGACAACAGAUUAUCAUGUCUGCACUAGUUAGAUCACCUGAGCAUCAGCCUAAUGCAGUCAGCCUGCUUGCCCCACAGAACAGUAGAAGGAAAGAAUCAUCUGCUCCUGAAGAAUUCAGCCGUCGCCUUAAAGAAAGAAUGCAUCACAAUAUUCCACACAGAUUUAAUGUUGCACUUACCAUGAGAGCAGCAAAAUGUUCUGUAUGCUUGGAUACAGUGCACUUUGGACGUCAGGGAGCAAAGUGCUUAGAAUGUCAGGUCAUGUGUCACCCAAAGUGUUCCUCCUGCCUCCCAGCUACAUGUGGCCUCCCUGCAGAAUAUGCUACACAUUUUACUGAAGCCUUUUGUAGAGAAAAAAUGAAUUCCCCUGGAAUGCAGAUGAAGGAUGCAAAUGGUGUUGUGCGACUAGAAGGCUGGAUGAAAAUCCCGAGGAAUAACAAACGUGGCCAGCAAGGAUGGGACAGGAAAUAUGUGGUCUUGGAGGGGUCUAAAGUGUUGAUUUAUGAUAAUGAAUUGAAAGAAGGGGGACAACGGCCUUCGGAGGAGUUUGAGCUUUGUCUUCCUGAUGGAGAUGUGACCAUUCAUGGUGCUGUUGGAUCUACAGAGCUUGUAAAUACUGCAAAAUCAGAUGUGCCAUACGUCAUGAAGAUUGAGUCUCAUCCACACACAACUUGUUGGCCAGGGCGCACUAUGUACUUGUUAGCGCCAAGUUUUCCCGAUAAGCAGCGUUGGGUAAAUGCACUGGAGUCUGUAGUUGCAGGAGGCAGAGUGUCCAGAGAAAAAGCAGAGGCUGAUGCUAAACUGCUUGGAAACUCUCUGUUAAAAUUGGAGGGUGAAGAUCGCCUUGAUAUAAAUUGCACAAUACCUCUUACUGAGCAGAUUGUUUUGGUUGGCGCAGAGGAGGGUCUUUAUGCUCUGAAUGUGCUGAAGAAUUCUCUCAUUCACAUACCAGGUGUAGGAGCAGUAUUCCAGAUUCAUAUUGUUAAGGAGCUGGACAAACUUCUUUUAAUAGCAGGGGAUGAAAGGGCUCUAUGCCUUGUUGAUGUGAAGAAAGUGAAGCAGUCAUUGGCUCAGUCGCAUCUCCCAGCACAGCCAGAAAUCCCCUUGACUGUUUUUGAAGCUGUUAAAGGAUGUCACCUUUUUGCUGCAGGAAAGAUUGAAAAUGGGUUAUGCAUCUGUGCAGCCAUGGUAAACAAAGUUGUCAUACUGCGCUUCAAUGAAAGUCUCGGCAAGUUUUGCAUAAGAAAGGAGAUUGAAACUUCUGAGCCCUGCAGUUGUAUAUAUUUUACUGGCUACAGUAUCAUCAUUGGAACAAACAAGUUUUACGAGAUUGAGAUGAAGCAGUACACUCUGGAGGAGUUCUUGGAUAAAAAUGACCAUUCCUUGGCUUCUGCUGUGUUUGCUUCAUCUUCCAAUAGCUUCCCGAUUGCUAUAAUGCAAGUAAACAGCACGGGGCAGAGAGAAGAAUACCUCCUCUGCUUCCAUGAGUUCGGGGUAUUUGUUGAUUCCUAUGGAAGACGUAGUCGUACAGAAGAUCUGAAAUGGAGUCGCCUUCCUCUUGCUUUUGCCUACAGGGAACCAUACUUAUUUGUGACCCAUUUUAACUCUUUGGAGGUGGUUGAGAUCCAGGGACGUGCUGCGCUAGGUGCUCCAGCUCGAGCCCAUCUUGAUAUUCCCAACCCACGUUACCUGGGGCCAGCAAUCUCUUCUGGAGCUAUUUAUCUUGCAUCUGUUUACCAGGAUAAGCUAAGAGUAAUCUGUUGCAAAGGGAAUCUAGUAAAGGACACUACCAGUGAGCUUCACCGGGCUCCUUCUACAACUCGCAGCCCAAACAAGAGAGGACCACCAUCUUACAAUGAUCACAUAACCAAGCGAAAAGCAUCUAGUCCAGUGCCAGCUGAGGUCCAAGGUCUUGUGCGGGAGCCUAGUACACCUCAUAGAUACCGUGAAGGACGGACGGAAUUGCGCAGAGACAAAUCUCCUGGGAGGCCUUUGGACAGGGAGAAGUCUCCAGGGAGGUUACUGAGCACCAGACGAGAGAGGUCGCCUGGAAGGCCUUUUGAAGAGAGCAACAGGAGCCGUGGAGCUGUGAGGACACCCUUGUCACAAGUCAAUAAGGUUUGGGACCAGUCUUCUGUAUAAUUGAACAAAAGAAGCCGUGGGGAACGUUUUAUUGAACCAGAUUUGUUUUAUAUCCAGAUUCUAUUGUUUGUAGCAGACAUCCAAUGCAAAAAAAACAUUAAACUGUAUACGUGAAGCUGUGUGCUAAGAUCUCCAACUAGCUUACAGGCCAUAUCACUUUAUUCCCCCCCCCCCAUCUCCCAAUGAAGAACACUAUUGCACUAGGUCAGGUCUGUUUUGGUUAUAUUUACUAACUGAACAGUUACAGUCAUUAGGUUCCAUAUGCGCUAACUACCAGCUAUGUUAACUCUAGCCCUUCUCUAAUGCCACUUAACUUGCAGGGUCUCACUAUCAUUUUGUGCCAUAUGACUAGUUUUCCAAAUGCAUACGACAUUUUGGGCAGCAAAUGAUUUCACUCUAUUCUGCAUAUUGACAUCCUAAUGCUUCUGCUACCUCACUCAAAUCUAGAUCUUGCUUUAUCAACAUUGAAUGUGCCAGGGUUAAUAUGUCAGAAAAAGGUGCUAAAAUCUUUUCUAGGUGUUCAUGAAGAAGAUAUUCUAUUGGCUUCUCAUUUUUCAGUUUGUAAUUGAGAAGGUUUGUAAUCCCCCUCCCCAACUCUCAGAAUAUGUGUUCAUGUAGUAAUUUGCACUUUGACAAUGUAUAUAUUUGUGUUGCUCUUUAAUGCAUGAUGGAUUCCACCCCACAAAGAGAAGCUUCACACUACUACUACUACUACUACUACUACUACUACGACUUCUACUUCAUUUCUGCUGAUGUUGUGUCCCUUGUAAUUUAUUGGGUAAUGCUAAGCUAACAUGCCCUGUCUCAUCUAAUGGAGAUGUUAUUGAGUUGGUUCAGUGUCCCUUUAAAUGCUUCCUUAAUUAUGAGGAUUGUACAUAUUUACCAGAAAGUUUAUAUUCAUAAAAUUGAAUAUGUUUCUACUUUUUUAAGGUAAACUGUGCAUUUUUCAAUUUGCCCACUGUGUCAUGAGUGGAGACUUAAGAGAGGCGAGUGAGCGGCUCCUAGGUAAUAGACUGAGAAUGAGAAGUGGAAGUGCUUGCAAGGUGCUGGAUGCUUGGUUUCUAUUAUGCUUUGCUGCUUUUUGCUACUAAUGUAGAACAAAAUAAAUGCACUUCAAACUUAUGCAAAUCUGUGCUCUGGAGUAUUAUGGAUUACUGAAUAGAUCCAUUCCAAUGAGCUUGGUCUAACCCAGCAGCACAAGAGCACCCUUAACUUAUUGCUUCACUGAGUAGUAGCAAGAGUUGACAAGCUCUGAAAUUACAGGCAAUAUUGGUAAGGUAUAAAGAGCUGACACAACACCAGUUUAAGCACUGAUCUAAGUCAUACAGACACACGUAUUGAAAUGCCCUUCAACUACUACUCUAUGGCUAUAAACAGUAGCUGUGUGUGUUCAAAACAUUUAGAUAAUAAAUAACUUCACUUGUGCAAACUU
Molecule: messenger RNA, 7986 nt
Organism: Xenopus laevis (African clawed frog)
Lineage: Eukaryota; Metazoa; Chordata; Amphibia; Anura; Pipidae
Gene: cit.L
Product: citron rho-interacting serine/threonine kinase L homeolog
Exons: 50
Coding region: 354-6554 (2066 amino acids)
Biological process (GO): mitotic cytokinesis
Cellular component (GO): cytoplasm
Molecular function (GO): ATP binding; transferase activity; kinase activity
Source: RefSeq, a predicted model, not a curated record